Strongylocentrotus purpuratus (purple sea urchin) is the source of this 1203-nucleotide messenger RNA. RefSeq lists its product as uncharacterized. The record is from RefSeq and is a predicted model, not a curated record. The transcript has a single exon. The coding region runs from base 1 to 1203 and encodes 400 amino acids. Lineage: Eukaryota; Metazoa; Echinodermata; Echinoidea; Camarodonta; Strongylocentrotidae.
AUGGCAGCACAGAUCCAGAGGUUACCUUCAAGGACCACAAGUCGGACAGUAUUAGACCUGAGGACUCAUGCUAGCCAAAGGGGGAGUAGCACCACCUCGGCGAGUUGGAGGAUACGGGCGAAGGCUAAGAGAGCUGCCUUAGCCGCAGAAGUAGCAGCUCUUAAAGACCAACAAGAACUUGAGAUAGAAGAAAUGAAGCUUAAACAACGGAAAGCUGAGCUUCUUCUGAAGACUAGAUUAAAGAUCGCGGAAGCGGAGGAAACUGUAUAUAGAGGUACUCGGUCCAUAGAACAGAAGACUGAGCCUUCCAAGUCUGAACCUUCACAACAAGGUUCAUCAACUCCUGUUAGAACGAGAAUGAAGCCGGCAGGUGAAAACCUGACACUGACCAGUCAAGAUGAAAAGAUAACUGGUAAGAUGGACUCUGACAUCUUACAUCAUCUACAGCAAGGACAGAGACAACAUCAACAACUGUUGGAAGCCAUCACAAUUUCAAGUACCAACAUUAUGUCUUUUGAUGGUAACCCGUUGAAUUUCUUUGAGUUCAUACGAUCAUUUGAUAGUGUCAUUGGAAAUUCGUCAUUGGACAAUAACGCCAAGCUGCUCAAGUUGUAUCAUCUUUGUACUGGAGCUGCCAAAGACAUAAUCCAAUGUUGUCUCAUGAUGCAUCAAGAUGAUGGGUACUUUCAUGCCAGAACGCUUCUGAUGGAUCGCUUUGGAAGUGACCAUAAGAUCAGUGACGCCUGGAUUAGGAAGGUCACCGAAGGUCCAGUUAUUCAGAGCAAUCCUAAACAUCUGAGGGAUUUCGCUGAUCAGCUAAAGACCUGUGCUGAAACUUUGAUGGCCCUUGGGAUGCUUCACGAGAUGAGCAGCAGAAGUGAGCUGGUGAAGGUCAUUGAACGUUUGCCAUUCCAUCUGAAGAGCCGGUGGUUGCGUUUCGUAAAGACCAUCAGGGAUAGUGGCAGACAGCCUAACAUCCAGCAUGCAGUUGAAUUCAUCACCGGUGCAGCUGAUGAACUCAAUGAUCCUGUAUUUGGAGCCUUACUUAUGGGUGGACCAAAGAAUCUAGGAAAUGCAAGGAUUGUUAAGGAAAGAACUGUGUCAAGUAGAGGUCAGGCAAGCAUGUUUACUACCUCUGUGAAUUCAUCGACCAAGAACUGCAUCAUGUGUCAGGACAGCCAUGACCUUUUCGGUUGCCAGUAA